UAUGUAGCUAGCUACGCUCCAUUGGUUGUGCAGAAAAGCGUUGCAGUGCUGCUGUACUGUAGGCUACACCACGGAGAUAUAGUUGGAUGUAGAGGCACCGGAGGAGAAACAAAGUGUUGGUCCGCUAAACGACGGAAUAGUCAUUACGGGGCGCAGACAGACACGCGUAGCUACGACGGAGGGGGACUUCACAGGCGUAUGGAUGGAGGUGUUACACUAGGCUGAAACAGCAGCGCAAUGUUGGAUAACACAUGUAUUAAUUAGAAAUAUAAAGGAGAUAAGAUGAGAGAAAUGUAUCAGGAUGCGAAGGGUUUGUUCUAUAAUGUGAGUUCGUUUGUGAGCCGUAGGAGAGGAGAGGACAAUAGAAUGCGAGGUCCGUGCAGUAGACUACAGGCCAGCCAGGCAGCCAGGCUAGACUAGGCAGCCAGGCUAGAAUAGAUUUCACAGGAAGAAACUACACUUUCGAGCUGCAGUAGUCUACAGACUGUCAACCUUGCAGGAUUUGCUUUCCAGUACACAUGGAAUACUGUGCUUAUCAAUAGCGCAUCCGCAACGAUACAGGCAUGGGUGACGGGCUGCGCUGCGGCGGUGCUAUGUCGAACGUCUGGGUCUUCGUCCUGCUAAUGAGCGUCACCUGCCGUCUGAGCCUUUCCCAGACCCCAGCAGGAACCCCUUCAGAACCCCUAAAAGAGGCGGAGCUAAAUGACAACAUCACCAUCUUUACCCGAAUAUUGGACAGACUGUUGGACGGCUAUGACAACAGGCUACGUCCUGGACUCGGAGAGAAGGUGACCGAGAUCAAGACCAACAUAUUUGUGACCAGCUUCGGUCCCGUUUCUGAUACUGAAAUGGAGUACACCAUUGAUGUGUUCUUCAGACAGAGCUGGAAGGACGAACGUCUGCGUUUCCAAGGCCCCAUGAAGAUGUUACCGUUAAACAACCUCCUGGCGUCUAACAUCUGGACCCCAGACACCUUCUUCCUCAACGGGAAGAAAUCUAUCGCCCACAACAUGACCACGCCCAACAAACUUCUCCGACUGAAAGACGACGGGACACUGCUCUACACGAUGAGGUUAACCAUCUCAGCAGAAUGCCCCAUGCAGUUAGAGGACUUCCCCAUGGAUGCCCACGCCUGUCCUCUUAAGUUUGGAAGCUAUGCGUAUCCUGUGUCUGAGGUGGUGUAUUCGUGGACCCAGGGAGCAGCCAAGUCAGUGGUGGUGGCAGAGGAGGGGUCACGACUCAACCAGUAUCAUCUGAUAGGACAGACCGCUGGCACUGAGGACAUCUAUACCAGCAGAGGUCAGUACACAGUGAUGAUGUGUCACUUCUAUCUGAAGAGGAAGAUUGGCUAUUUCGUCAUCCAGACCUACAUGCCCUGCUUCAUGACCGUCAUCCUCUCCCAGGUGUCCUUCUGGCUCAACCGCGAGUCUGUCCCCGCCAGGACUGUCUUCGGUGUGACCACCGUGCUGACCAUGACCACUCUUAGCAUCAGUGCCCGUAACUCUCUGCCCAAGGUGGCGUAUGCCACAGCCAUGGACUGGUUCAUAGCAGUCUGUUAUGCCUUCGUCUUCUCUGCUCUCAUCGAGUUCGCUACCGUCAACUACUUCACCAAGAGGAGCUGGGCCUGGGACGGGAAGAAAGCCAUGGAGGACACACGCAAGAAAAACCCUAUGACUCUGUCCAAGAAGCCUAACAACACCUGUUCAGCCGGGGUCAACUACACUCCCAACCUGACAAAGGACAACGCCGUCUCCACCAUCUCCAACAGCGCAGACGUUCAGCUGAAACUGGCUGAGGUCAAGACCCCCGACCCCAAAAAGACUUACAACAGCGUCAGCAAGAUCGACAAGAUGUCCCGUAUAGUGUUUCCUGUUCUGUUUGGGACAUUCAACCUGGUUUACUGGGCUACGUACCUCAACAGGGAACCAGUGAUCAAAGGAGCUGUGAACCCUUAUACCUAGAAGGAGAAGGCCAGGGAAGUGGUCUUUGAGGUCCCCUGUUACCUAUGGAGUGCAUUACGUUUGAUCAGAGCACACAAGGUUAGGGUUUAGAGUUAAGGAUAAGGUUAAGGUUUAGAGUUAAGGUUAGGGUUAGGGUUUGAGUUAGGGAUAAAGUUAGGGUUAAGGUUAGGGUUAAGAGUUAAGGUUAGGGUUAGGGUUAGGGGCUCUGGUUACAAGUAGGGCAUUUUAUUAUAUAUAGGGAAUAGGGUGCCAUUUGUGGCAUUGAGGCUCCUGUCUCACCUCACCCGCCCCACUACACUAUACCACUAAACUAUAUCACUACACUAUACCACUAUACUAUACCACUAUACCACUAUACUAUACCACUAUACC
Messenger RNA from Salvelinus fontinalis (brook trout), 2333 nucleotides. Its product is annotated as gamma-aminobutyric acid receptor subunit alpha-5-like. The transcript has 10 exons. NCBI's taxonomy places the organism in Eukaryota, Metazoa, Chordata, Actinopteri, Salmoniformes, Salmonidae. Gene Ontology annotation, biological process: signal transduction; synaptic transmission, GABAergic; monoatomic ion transmembrane transport. Gene Ontology annotation, cellular component: synapse; dendrite membrane; postsynapse. The record is from RefSeq and is a predicted model, not a curated record. Gene Ontology annotation, molecular function: inhibitory extracellular ligand-gated monoatomic ion channel activity; GABA-A receptor activity; benzodiazepine receptor activity. Bases 564 to 1961 code for a protein of 465 amino acids.